AGAAGUAUUUCAACUUUAUCAAUCAUCAGAACCUAACAUACCCCGUUAAUAAUUAUAAUUUUUAUAUAUUUAAUAUGGAAGAACAAAAAUUUAUUAAAGAAGAAAUAUAUACACACGAUGGUUUUGCGUGGGGUAUGAGUAUUAAACAAGAAAUGAAAGACGAGAUAUUUACAUCAACUUUUCAAAAUUUAAUUGAUGAAAGUAUGCAUCCUAUAAAACAAGAAAUUGAUGAUGAUCUAAAUACAAAUAAAGCGAUGGAAGAAUAUACGAUUAAAGUUAAAAAAGAGAAGAGUAGUCCCCGUAUCGUUAAUAUACAAAAUAUUGGAAACAAAUUUAAAUAUCUAAAAGUGAAAUAUGGAAUUCGACCUAAAUCAAAAGAACGGUUGGAAAAUGGAAAACGUGUAAAUUUAAAUACUAUUGCGGGGAUUAUUGUAUGUAAAUAUUGUGGAAAUUUAUACACAAAACGAAAAGAGUACCUUUGCCACUUUUCUACAAAUCAUUUUAAAAAAUUGAAGAAAAUAAUAUAUAAAGCGAAAUUUCACUCUAAAACAAGUUGCAUAAAAAAUGAAGUGGCUGACCAAACUAUUCUCAGAAAUAUUGAUCAAGAUGCGGAAAAUAAAACUGAAAUAGUUGAACAUGAUUUGAAAACAGAAUUGCCAGAUAAUAGGGUUACAGAUAAUUUGCCCGCUCACAAAGUAAAGAAGCCAUGCAAGUGUGAAAUUUGUUCUAAAACUUUUGCAAAUAAAAAAAGUUUAAAAUCACAUAUCCGUCGACAUAUUGGAGAGAAGCCAUUCAAAUGUGACAUUUGCACGGAGUCAUUUAUACAUAAAUGCCAUUUAAAUUCACAUUUGCGUAAACACACCGGAGAGAAGCCAUUCAAAUGUGACAUUUGCAUGAAAUCAUUUCCAUGGAAAACGAGCUUAAACAGGCAUAGGUACAUCCACACAGAAGAAAAGCCAUUCAAGUGUGAAAUUUGUCCGGAAACUUUUUCACGGAAAUCUUGUUUAAAUUCACACAUUUAUAGUCAUACAGGCGAAAAGCCAUUCAAAUGCGACGUGUGUUUGAAAACAUUUUCAUGGAAAACGAGCUUAAACAAACAUAGGCGUUUCCACACAGAAGAAAAACCAUUCAAGUGUGAAAUUUGUCCGGAAACUUUUCUAAUGAAAGCUUAUUUAAAUUCACAUAUCUAUAAUCAUGCAGGUGAAAAACCAUUCAAAUGUGACAUUUGUUUGAAAACAUUUUCGUGGAAAACCAGUUUAAACAGACAUUUGCGUAAGCAUACAAAUCCAAAGCCAUUCAAAGGGUAGUUCAAAAACUUUUACACAGGUGAAUAGAGAAUCAAGUAUGGGAUUUUCUAUUACAGUAAAACGACCGUUUUAUAAAAGAGUCUUUAUUGGUGCAAAACAGCUUUACAUUGUACAAAAGAAUAUCUUAUAGUUUAUUUCAGUAAUGUAUAGAGUAAUAAAAUCUCAUUAGGUAUGCAAAGAGACCACAGAGUGACCCAACGAAUAUUUAAGCCACUUUUAUUUUAUGCAAUCGUGUACAUUUGAAAUAAUAAUUAUUAGAACAUCUUUUCGUUGGUGUAAAUGUCGCCAUUUUAUUGCUAAUCUUAUAAUACCGUGAACAGUGUUGCCAGAGCUAGUACAAUUUUAGUACAUUUUAGUGUAUUUUAUACGCUAGUACAUUUUUCCUUUCUUCGAAUACAUUUUCCCUGCGUUCGCAAAUAUAAAGUUAUUUUAUAUUUUCGUUUAAUAAAAUAAACUAGAAAUUGUACUAGAUUGUAACAAUAAUUAGAAAACAGAGCCAAGUUGAUUUAUAUUUAGAUCGUGAGAUUUUUGUACUGCAUUGCUAAUUUUAUCGGUAAACUUUAUAUAAAUUUUUCAUCCUUAAAAUAAUAAUUGACACAGUCUAUUUUUGGGAAAAAAAAAAUUAAUUCAAACCUAUGUUUAUACAUCUUUCUAUAAUUUUAUUAAAUUUGUUUGAAGUUGGUACAAUCUAGUACAUUUUCUAGUUCAAUUUUUACAUUCAGCUUUUAAAUUGUGGCAACACUGACCGUGAACACUAUUUACGGUUUAACAGUAAAUACAAAUAAAGGUCUAAAAAUUUUGGAUAAAGUACCAUUGCCCUAAUGGUGAAUGGUUAAGCUGAAUCUGAAAUAGGGUUGGAAUUAAUUAGAGGCACUAAUAGAAGGUUAAACGUUACCUGUUAAACGCAAAACGUACCUGUAUAAUCUACUACCUAAGUAAUCCCUCCACAAUAUUUCAAGACCUACACCUAAUCUGAGCCAAACUGGACGGAAUUCCCCAUUUUAUUGCUCCAUACAUUUCUGAAAUAGACUAUAGACAAAAAGGACUUGUCAAUUGUUCUACAUAACCCAACAAUCUGUUUUCUAACAUGAGUAGUAAAUAUACAUAAAUCUGGUCUGUUCACUAAAUAAGAAUUGCCUUAAGAACAGCAUUAGCAACACGCCCCCUUUAUUUAGGUACAUAAAAAUUUUGAAAUUAUUUAAAAAUUAACACCUUGAAAGGUUUUACCUUAAUGAAAGCUUGUAAUUCAUUUAAUUUAUCAAUUUCAAAAACUUAACAUAUAAAAUAUAAACUUAAACGUUUAUUUAACUCAACGUUAAGUGUACCUUGAAAAUAUUUCAGGUUUGACGCUGUUAAUGGUUUAGUAGAUUUAUCAGCGGUUUGCUCUGUUAUUAUAAUUAUUACAUUUACCUAUAAAAUGUUGCUUCUCAUCUGUAUGCUCGGUUUCUAACAAUUUUUAUUCAGGAUUCAUUAUCCUAGAAUAUUAGCACAAGAAAAGCAUUUUUGUUCAAUAUUUCAGACAAUAACUAUCCAAUGAAGAGAAUUUCAAAAAUACAAUUCAACACUACUACGAAAAACUGUUGCAGUUGCUUGUUUCUUCGAUUUCGAAAAGAUGAAAUUAUUAAAAAUUUUGAUACUAUUACCAGAAACGUUUUUUCUGUCGUUUAUAUCACAAGUCUGAACUUUUUCAUACUUCAGACCAAAAUUAUCUGUUAAUUUUAACACUUUUGAAAUCUACUGAAACAGUAGGUUGGAUAGCUAAGGUCUGGUUCUCAACAUAAUAAACAUUAUAAGGGUUUGGGGCCAAAAAUUCGCACAAACUGUUUUAAUUUAAUUCUUAACUUCACUAUAAUUACACACAUUUUAUAUAAAUGAAUCAGCAUCCAGUCUGCUCGCUUUCCUAAGUGGUUUUUGUUUUUAUAUAAAUGUGGCAUGAAAUUAUUUAAUGCUGGCGUUUGCCGGAGUGUGCUCAAAAUUCUCUUUGUUAAUUCUUCUUGUAUAGUGUUGUUUCCAUACUUUCAGAAUUUACGUUUCGUUCUAAAUUUCGCCAAAAACGUUCAAUUAGCCUCAGUUGAUAAACAAUUGGACCAUUCCUAGACUAGUCAGGAACGGAAUAUUCAACUAUGUAAAAGCUCCAACCAUGUUCUUUUGCACAAUGGGCAGCUUUUUCUUUAAAAAUUGCAUUAAUCUAGACCUAACAAUCUUUUUUUCGUAUAUUUUGGCGGUUACACAAUUUCCAGAGCAACCACGAGAAGAUAUCGCCAAACAUACCAAUACUUUCGAAUUAAACAUUCCGUAUCUUUUGAAUUUAUUUCCUCACCUCUCUGUCUAUAAUAAAUCUUAUUAUUCGUCGUUUCACUCUUGUCGAUAAUGAUUUCCAAACCUUUAUCGGGCGAAAACUCGUUGCUGUGACUUUUAAAUUUUGAUUUUUGUUCAAUUUGUUGCUUCUCAGAAAAUUUGGGAACUGAUUUUCUUGAUUUUUGAACUAUAAUCUGUUACAUUAGUAAGUUGCUGAUUCCCAGUGUUUGUCUGGCUAUUCCAAUUCUUACAAAGUACCGUAAACGAUUUUUUCAUAUCCUGAUUUUUUUCAUAAGGCUUUGCAGUUAUUUCACGUCGCUUUUUUCUUUUAAAUUUUCCACACUUGAAACUAAAAUU
Messenger RNA from Diorhabda carinulata, 3962 nucleotides. Its product is annotated as gastrula zinc finger protein XlCGF57.1-like. Gene Ontology annotation, molecular function: DNA-binding transcription activator activity, RNA polymerase II-specific; RNA polymerase II cis-regulatory region sequence-specific DNA binding. The record is from RefSeq and is a predicted model, not a curated record. NCBI's taxonomy places the organism in Eukaryota, Metazoa, Arthropoda, Insecta, Coleoptera, Chrysomelidae. Gene Ontology annotation, biological process: regulation of transcription by RNA polymerase II. Gene Ontology annotation, cellular component: nucleus. The transcript is spliced from 2 exons. Bases 75 to 1307 code for a protein of 410 amino acids.